This is a messenger RNA of Microplitis demolitor, 3622 nucleotides long. It is a transcript of the gene retm, whose product is annotated as protein real-time. The coding region runs from base 273 to 2324 and encodes 683 amino acids. NCBI's taxonomy places the organism in Eukaryota, Metazoa, Arthropoda, Insecta, Hymenoptera, Braconidae. The transcript is spliced from 13 exons. Gene Ontology annotation, cellular component: cytoplasm. The record is from RefSeq and is a predicted model, not a curated record.
AGUUACAUUCGUCCGUGAUAUCUCGAGUUGUGACAAUUGGAUUAACAGCCGACCUAAAAAAAUAAAAUUAUUUUAUUUACUUCCUCAAUAAUACCUCAAUAUCCAAUUAGUCAUAAUACAAAUUACAGUAACGCAGCCAUACUUCAAAGUGACAGCUAAAAAACCUGAGAUUUUAAAAACAAAAAUAAAAAACAAAGUAACGUAAAGUAAAAAGUGAAGGUGUUGUGAAAUUUGAGCAGUUGUAUAGAAAAAGUAAAAGAAAAAAAUCUAAAAUGGUUCAACAGUACCAGUCACCCGUACGGGUCUACAAACACCCAUUUGCACUUGUUAUGCUGGCGUACGAGAAAAGAUUCCCCACAUGUCCACAAAUUCCAGUAUUUGUUGGAUGUGACGUUACGAAAGAUGAAGAAAGUCAAGGUGGAGCAAUCAGAACUACUGAGAGACGAUGCAAACUCAAUGUUGAAGCUCCUUAUAUUUUAAAAAAGAUUAUCGGAGUUGACUAUGUGUACUUUGUACAAAAAAAUGUCUUAGACAGACGUAAUAGUAUUUUAGAAAUUGAAGCAUGGAAUGAAAGUUUUUCAUCACGAGUUACAGUUAUUGAAAAAUGUAGAUACUUUAUACAUCCGGAAAAUAGCGAGUGGACAUGUUUCGAGCAGACAGCGAGUUUGGAUAUCAAAAAUUUCUUCGGCUUUGAAAACUCAAUGGAAAAAUUAGCCAUGAAACAGUACGCCCAAAAUAUAGCCAAGGGUAAAGAAAUAAUUGAAUAUUUUAUAAAUGAAUUGAAAGAACAAGGGGUAACUUACGUCGCGCCAUGGGUUGAACCUGAAAAAGUUCCUACUCCAGAUGACGAAAAAACCGUCGAGACUGAAGAAAGCAACGAUCAAAAUACCGUCGAAACAGAAACGAAAUUGCCGACGAACAAAGAAAUAAAACUAUCCUCUGAUUAUAUAGAAAGAUAUUUAGGUAAAUUAGAUUUAAUGCAAGAGAGCAAGUUGUUGCAGUUACGUCAAAGUAUUCAAGAACUGCGAGGCGCAUCAGUGCCAAAUGACGCCACAUUGUUGCGAUUUUUACGUGCACGUGAAUUUAUGGUUGAUAAAGCUAAAGAAAUGUUGACCCAAUCACUUCAUUGGCGUAAGAAAUUUCAAAUUGAUAAAUUACUUGAUGAAUACGAGGCUCCGCGGGUCGUAAAAGAUUAUUUCCCCGGCGGAUGGCAUCAUUGCGACAAGGACGGCCGUCCACUUUAUAUUUUACGACUUGGACAAAUGGACGUCAAGGGUUUGCUUAAAUCGAUCGGUGAAGAUGAAUUAUUGCUGCUGGCUUUACAUAUUUGCGAGGAAGGACUGUCACUAAUGGAAGAAGCAACAACUGUCCUAGGACACCCGGUGUCUCAGUGGUGUCUGCUUAUCGAUCUUGAAGGAUUGAAUAUGCGUCAUUUAUGGCGUCCAGGUAUUAAAGCUUUACUGCGAAUAAUUGAAAUCGUCGAAGCAAAUUACCCAGAAACAAUGGGUAGAGUUUUGAUAAUUCGCGCUCCGAGAUGUUUCCCAAUUCUUUGGACAUUAAUUAGUACAUUUAUACAUGAAAAUACCAGAAACAAAUUUAUAUUUUACUGCGGAAGUGAUUAUCAAGAACAGAAUGACGGAGGCCUGACGGAUUACAUCGACGCUGAAUAUAUUCCCGAUUUUCUUGGCGGCCCAUCCGAGACUUAUGUUAUGGAAGGGGGAGUGGUGCCCAAGAAUUUAUACAGAUUGGAUCUAGAAGCAGCCUCUAAUGAUCAUGAGCACAGUUUAUAUCAUUCUAUCAGUUUAGCACACGGUCAGGUUCAUCACGUUGCUAUCAAUACCAAUGACCCUGGUGCUGUGCUCACUUGGGACUUUGAUGUCAUGCGUCACAAUGUUAUCUUCACUGUUUUGUAUGAAAAACCAGAUGCCGCAAACACCAACGGUAAUUAUUUAAUUACUGAUAAAAAAUAUAUUUUAUUGAUAUAUUUAUUUUUUGUAACAGAAUCAUUGGAAGUUACUUCAGCUGACUCAGAUUCAUUGAAAGAGUGGAAAGAAGGCGUUAAUUGUGUCAAAGUUGAAUCGAGUGUUGUCUGUCAUGAUGGAGAAAGUAUUCAGGGCACACACAUAAUUCAAGAACCUGGAACUUAUAUUUUGCAAUGGAAAAAUCCAGAUGAGGGUGAAUUUCUUCCUUCUAUCAGCUCACACAAAGCUCAACUAAUGUACUUCUAUGAAGUAUUACCAUCUGCGCAUUAUCGGGGAUCAAUGAUGAGUCUUCAGUCGGCUGUAAGUGGACGCUCUUUUGCAAGCUCUUCGUUGUCCAGAUGAGAGAUAGAUCUCCUUCGUAAAGGAAUCAGUAUUGAUCCUAUUCCUGAUACGUAAAAAUAAUAACAAUUACAAUAAUAACAAAUUUAAUAUACAAGUCAAUUCACAAUAAUGCAGAAGUAAAGUCAAUUUUUAUUUAAAAUCAAUUUAAUUAUCAUUGAAAUUAACUGAUUUAAUAAUUGUGUCAAAUCAAUAUCGACCGUAAAUAAUAUUGAUUAAUUAACAAAUUAUUAAUUUUACAAAAAAAAAUAAUACUAAUAAUAUACAUACAGUUAAAAGGUGUUGGGAGUUAUACGUUGACAAAUUAUUUUCAUACAUAAAAAUAUGAAGUAGAUACGUAAAAGAAUUAAUAUAAAAAUUAUUAAUCAUUGCUCCAUAUUAAUAAGUAAUGAAACAUAAAUAUAUAUACAUAUAUUUUUAAUUUAAAAGAAGAAAGAAUAAUAAAAUUUAUAAGUAAAAUUUAUAACUGAUCUCUUCCAUCGCAGGAAUACAAAGAAAUUAUGUAAAUAAAUAAAAAAUAUAUAAAUUUAUUGAUUAAUGAGAAUUAAUCAAGAGCAAGAUCAAUUAAAUCUGACGAACCGGUAUAUUAAGUAUUUUAAAAAUAUAAAAUUAUAUAUAAAGAUAAUAAAAGUUUAAUAUAUUUGUUGAGAUAUAUAAAGAGGGCGAUAUUAAAUUCUAUCCGUCCGUCAGAUAAUUGCUGUAGUUUUAAUCAAAAUGAUUAUUAAUUAUUAAUGAUAAAUUUUAAGUCGAUGCCAAUAGAAUUGAUCAAUUAGAUUGCUACGUAAUUUUAUUAGUGACAAUAUUUGUAGUUUAAAUUUUUUUAGCUAUUGCUUAAGUAGAUUGCAGUUUUAUAUUAAUUAUUUUCAUAUAUUGAUAUUGAUAUUGAUAUUAAUAGUAUUUUUAUCAGCAAUCAUUGUAACAAUAAUAUAAUUAAUCACUAUUUUAUUUACAAUUAUUUUUUUUUAAAAAAUCGUUAGUCAACUAUCGAAAGAUCUACGUAUUUUUUUGGAGUUCUAUAGAUUUAUUAGCAAUUGAUAUCAAUCACGACGAAUUACAAAUAAAAAUAAAAUCACUAGGUGAUUAGUAAAUAAUAAAGUUAUUAAAAAAUUGAUAAUUAGAUAAAAAUAAAUUAAUAAAUCGAGUUGAUCGUUGGAAAUAAAUUUUUAUUUUAAAUAAAAUAGAAAUUUCAUUAAUGUUUAAAAGUAUGAACAAACGAAAUUCGUUUAAUUAUGAAAUUUUAUUAAAAUAAAUAGACUUGUUUUGACAUAAAACGUAAAUAUUAUCAAGCAUUUUAAAUCCAU